AUGGCAACUGAGCAAUCUGAAAGCAACAGAGAAGAUCGCAUUCGCUCGACUGCAUUACGCCAUGCCAGAGAUAUCGAGGAGAGGAAGAAGCUACAGGCACGCAUAGCAGACCUAGUAGUCGAAGCUUUUGACUUGCCGUCUAGACCUGACGCUGACCCCGCAAAACCUCAACCUUCCGAUGCUUCUCUCUUUCGACACUGUCUGGGCCUAUUUCAGACCUCGGAUUUCGAUGAUCUCGUCUACGAGCGAAAUGUAGAUAACCGAUGCGGCUACGCUCUCUGUCCAAGACCAAAUCUGAAGCUCACACAUGGUGGCCAAAAAGUCUGGAAUCAGAAGGGUGGGAAGGACUUCAAACUUGUCGAUAAGAGCGAACUGGAAAGGUGGUGUUCCAAAGCCUGUCAAGAAAGGGCAGCCUUUGUGCGUGCGCAGCUUGGGGCGGAGCCCGCGUGGCUUCGAACUGGCCAGACCCUCGAUAUCAGGCUGCUCGAUGAAGUUGAUUCCGAGAGCCUUGCCUACCCAUUCAAGGGGCUCUCGCUCGCCGAAGCACCUGAUGCAGAGAUUGCCGAAAGGAUGCAAGCCCUUGCGCUUGAACGUGGCGAGUUGAAGGUCAAUGCCGACGACAGCGUCGUGGAUCUCAUUGAGAGAGAUAGCGACGUGAUACCGAGUGCUCCAGCACUUAAAGGGCACCAACCGCAAAAUACCAUCGAAGGACACCAAGCACGAAAGGUACGGUUUUCCGAGAGAUGA
Fonsecaea pedrosoi CBS 271.37 is the source of this 747-nucleotide messenger RNA. RefSeq lists its product as uncharacterized. Gene Ontology annotation, molecular function: RNA polymerase II CTD heptapeptide repeat phosphatase activity; RNA polymerase core enzyme binding. NCBI's taxonomy places the organism in Eukaryota, Fungi, Ascomycota, Eurotiomycetes, Chaetothyriales, Herpotrichiellaceae. The transcript is spliced from 2 exons. The coding region runs from base 1 to 747 and encodes 248 amino acids. Gene Ontology annotation, cellular component: cytoplasm; nucleus. The record is from RefSeq and is a predicted model, not a curated record.